UUUUUUUUUCUCAAUUGAUUCAACUCAUUUCACAUUCUCAAGCUCUCUCCAUGACAACUGUUAUUGCAUCGCCCAAGCCCGUCUCAGUCUCGGGACCUCGUGUGAAGGUGGAACGCAAGACCUCGAUGUCUUCUUCUUCUUCUUCAACUCGUAACGCCUCCACCUCCCCUUCGGCUUCGGCUUCUACUUCUGCUUCUGCUUCUGCUUCUGACUCGGCCACAUCUCCUAAACUUGCAUCACGCUUGCCUUCCAAUCAGCGGUUUUCGAAUAUUCAAUCAAAAGUUGGUUCAUUAGAGCAAAUCCAUUACAAGCCAAAACCUUCCGAGAAGAAGAUCCAAUCUUUUGGCAAACAAGACUUUUCGCACAUUAAGCCUAAAGUCGAUGCCAAAUUAGCUCUUCCUACAUCCAUUCCUGUCGAUUCAGGAACAUCUGCAGGUGAAACUCACGACAAUGACACAUUGGCCCCUGCACCUACAAAGUCUUCUAUCUCCUCUAGAAGAGCUUCUGCUAGUGCUAGCACAACUGUACCUAAACUUCCUCCAUUCGUUGUCACUACCGGCCUAAAAAGUACAAGGGCUACAGCGAACGAACAACAAAAACCCCUUUCUCCUACUGCGCGGCCUUCCACAGCAACAAUAGUAACAGCAACAGCGACAGCUACCACUGGGGCCACAACCUCAAUAGUUAGUGCAGGAGGCGUUACGCCAAAGCCAUUAUCUCCAAAUAAUUCUCGAAGAAGCUCAGCCCCGGCUGGUUCUUCUGUGGCCAGUCCACCAAAGUCGCCUACUAGUCCCACCCGUCGAAUCUCCAAACAUAUUAUCCCUACUCAAAAGCUCGUCUAUGACCAUGUCAAGUCCAAGGUCGGCUCGUUCGACAAUAUUGACUAUAAACGUGGUCGCGCCGCAAGUCAAACGUCUGCUGGCAGUGCAGAUGAAAACGAUCCCAACUACAACAACAGCACUCGCUCUCGCUCUCCCAGCGCAAGGUCUUCCACAUCCUCGAACGGUACUUCUUCCACUAGUCCAACAACAACCACUGCCAGUCGACGGUCUUCUUUCAAAAUUUCUCCUCCGAAAAAGGUGGAUUAUUCUAAAGUCAAAUCCAAGGUGAACAGCUUGGAAUAUAUUAAUCACACUCCACAGGGAGGUAAUUUGCGAAUCUUUAGUGAAAAGCUAGCUUUCCGAGAACAGGCUCAAUCCAAGAUUGCAAAGGAGAUCAAUUCUGUGCAGAUUCAUGAUUAUUCUCGUGAAAACUCUAUUCAGGAAGAGCAUGAGCAUGCGGAAAUGGACCACAACUCAGUGGAGCAGGAGCAUGCCCAGAAUCAGGAUGGAAGCAUAAUCUAUAGUUCGGAUAUGGAGCAUGAAGAGUUUGAGCCACCCAAGAAUAUCCUCUCAGUCUUGGAUGAAGUGGUUGAGAAUGUGGACGGACUUGAACUCGAUGGUUACCAACAACAGGAACAAAUGUUUGCACAACCAAAUAACGCACAGGGUGCGCAAUCGGAGCCUGUCGUAGUCUUGUGA
Messenger RNA from Lobosporangium transversale, 1520 nucleotides. RefSeq lists its product as hypothetical. Gene Ontology annotation, molecular function: tubulin binding. NCBI's taxonomy places the organism in Eukaryota, Fungi, Mortierellomycota, Mortierellomycetes, Mortierellales, Mortierellaceae. The coding region runs from base 51 to 1520 and encodes 489 amino acids. The transcript is spliced from 2 exons. The record is from RefSeq and is a predicted model, not a curated record.